Molecule: messenger RNA, 996 nt
Organism: Raphanus sativus (radish)
Lineage: Eukaryota; Viridiplantae; Streptophyta; Magnoliopsida; Brassicales; Brassicaceae
Product: bidirectional sugar transporter SWEET8
Exons: 6
Coding region: 118-831 (237 amino acids)
Biological process (GO): carbohydrate transport
Cellular component (GO): membrane
Molecular function (GO): sugar transmembrane transporter activity
Source: RefSeq, a predicted model, not a curated record
AUGUAUCGAAACUAUACAUUACACCCUUAAACGCUCUCUCGAUUAGGUUUCCUUCUACACUUCGUCUUCUUCUUCACCAAACUCGCUCUCUCUCUCUCUCUCGUUUCGAUUUGCACGAUGGUUGACGCUAAACAAGUCCGCUUCAUCGUCGGAAUUAUCGGGAACGUGAUCUCUUUCUGUCUCUUUUUCUCGCCAGCGCCGACCUUUUUGAGGAUCAUCAAGAACAAGUCUGUAGAGGAGUUUCAACCGUGGCCUUACGUGGCAACCAUGAUGAACUGUAUGCUUUGGGUUUUCUACGGACUCCCUGUUGUUCACAAGGAUAGUCUACUUGUUACCACCAUUAAUGGGGUCGGCAUGGGUUUCGAAGCUAUCUACAUAUCCAUCUUCUUAAUCUACUGUGGCGGCACGAAAAACAUCAGGAGGAAGAUUGGGUUGUACCUUGUGGCUGAGGUUAUUGCCGUUGCAGGGAUUGUUUUGAUUACCCUUUUCGCUAUUCAAAAUGCCUUUGCCAAACAGACCUUCGUUGGUGUCAUCUGCGAUAUCUUCAACAUUGCUAUGUAUGGGGCUCCUUCACUUGUCAUCAAAAAAGUGAUAAGGACAAGGAGUGUAGAGUACAUGCCCUUUAUGUUAUCUUUCGUUAGUUUCGUUAACGCUGGGAUUUGGACUGCCUACUCUUUGAUCUACAAACUCGAUCUCUACGUUCUCAUAAGCAAUGGUCUUGGAACGACCUUGUGUGCAUCUCAGCUAAUUGUUUACUUCAUGUACCGCAACGCUACUCCCAAGGAUGAGAGUAAAACGAAGCCGGAGAUUGAAAUUCCUGGGACGGCCUGAGUUUCAAAUUCUUGAUGUUUGGAUCUCCUCUUCUAUACAUUUUCAUACACAUUUGUGUAUGUAUUAGGAGUUUAUCUUUGCAGCUUUUGUGUUUUGUUUUGGUUUUAAUAACAUUACUUCUUUCUUCUGGAUGGUUUUUUUAAUCAAAUAUUGAUUUGUCAAAAA